Molecule: messenger RNA, 777 nt
Organism: Schizophyllum commune H4-8
Lineage: Eukaryota; Fungi; Basidiomycota; Agaricomycetes; Agaricales; Schizophyllaceae
Product: ClpP/crotonase
Exons: 6
Coding region: 1-777 (258 amino acids)
Biological process (GO): fatty acid beta-oxidation
Cellular component (GO): mitochondrion
Molecular function (GO): enoyl-CoA hydratase activity
Source: RefSeq, a predicted model, not a curated record
AUGGCCCCAGACCCCGAACCCGCCGCGCAGGCGUACUUCCACAAAGUCGCCCAGCUCAAGGGCGUGUAUGGGAUCGCGCUCAACCGACCCAAGUCGAAGAAUGCUAUCUCUGUUCAGCUGCUCGAGCCCUCCGUCCAAUGCCUCAUCUUCCAUUCCUCGACGCCGGGCUGCUUCUGCUCUGGCGCGGACCUGAUUGAGCGACGUCAGAUGUCUGACGCGGAUGUGCAUCGCUUCCUCGCCAACCUGCGCCGCGUCUUCAGUCGCAUCGACCACCUCGAGUUCCCCUCUAUCUGCGCCAUCGACGGUCCGGCGCUCGGCGGUGGGCUUGAGCUGGCGCUGACGUGCGAUUUCCGCAUUGCUGCCCGCAACGUGACAAAAAUCAGCUUUCCAGAAACUCGCCUGGGUAUCAUCCCAGGCGGCGGCGGCACGCAGCGCGCGCCACGCCUCAUUGGCUUGACGAAGGCCAAGGAGCUCAUCUUCACCGGACGCGAGCUCACCGCCGCAGAUGCGCAGGAGCUUGGUCUUGUCGACUACGUUGCCGACCACACUCAAACGGCAUACGAGCGCGCCCUCCUCCUCGCCGCCGAGAUCGCCAAAAGCGCACCACUCGCACUUCGCGCCGCCAAAGCCGCCAUCUCGCGCUCACUCGAGUUUUCGUUGGACGAUGCCUUGGACUACGAGCGCUCGUGCUAUGAACCGCUGCUAAAGACGCAGGAUCGAACGGAGGCGCUGGAUGCUUUUAGGGAGAAGCGCGCGCCGGUGUUUGUAGGGAAAUAG